This is a messenger RNA of Helicoverpa armigera (cotton bollworm), 1039 nucleotides long. RefSeq lists its product as uncharacterized. NCBI's taxonomy places the organism in Eukaryota, Metazoa, Arthropoda, Insecta, Lepidoptera, Noctuidae. The transcript is spliced from 3 exons. The record is from RefSeq and is a predicted model, not a curated record. The coding region runs from base 123 to 977 and encodes 284 amino acids.
CAUUCAUUCACUCCAUAUUUAUUAUCCGACAUUGGGGCGAUGGUCGUGUGUUUAUUUAAAUAACAUUUAAAAAUAACUUAAACCAACGUUAACAGUGAAUUAUUUGAUAAAAACCCUUCACCAUGGCGCUGGGAGCCUUUGCUGAAGAAUAUUUUCGCUCCAUGAACCCCUUAGCUUCGAAAAUCCACGAAGAUAUAGAGGAUGCAAAAAAUUCUUACGAAAAUAUAUGGGAAUCGCUCACGGAAAAAGAAAAGACUGAAAUAAUAAACGAAUCUCUAAUAAAACCAGACAUAGCGUUAAAAUACGCACUUUUAGACUCACUAGAUUUUGACAUUAACGACCCACCGGUCCGCAAGGAUGAUCUAAUGUCAUUCUUUGGACGAGACCACGGUCAGAAAGUUAUACAGGACGAAAAUACUUCUUACAGAGACGAACAUAGCAGUCCUUUUUUGUAUCAGACCAAAAGCCAGUUGAAUCUAUGCAUUUUAAGUGACUGCAGAACGCCUAAAGAGGUUAAACCAACUUCACCUCCUCCGGUAAUGUCAGAAUUGGCUUUAUCGCAUUCGAAAGUCGUUUCCGAACUGAAAAAUGCGUUAAAGUCCCAUGAUGUUUUAAGAAGUUCCUAUAAAGAAGGUCCGAAUCGAGAAGUGACUUCGCCAGGUUUUAUAAGCAAGUUUAUAGGCAAUUUUAAGAGUAAAGACGAAGAGAGAGAAUGUUUGGUCUCGUUGGGUCCUCAAACGCAGAUUGUGGCUUCGUCGGAGAACUUUUUUAGGACUAACUUUAAAAGUCCUCAAGCGGAGAAUAAGUAUGAAAAGGAUUAUAGAAGCAGUGUUGUCAAGUCUAAUAGUGAUCUUUCAGAAGAGAACCGUGGCCUCCUAUCCUCAAGUCAAGCAUCAUCAGGUACAGACUUUCAAUCCACUGAAACCCUCACGGAUUCAGUACCUAAGACUGGCUACGACUUUCUAGAUAACUGGUAAUGUUAGUAACCCUAGUUUAAUCAUUUGAGUUCGUUUGUAUGUGUGGGUGAACUUAUGUAGCA